AUGGCGUCGAAGAAUAGAACCUACCGAGAGGACCAUGCGGAUGAAUACUACCACGGGGGCGAGAAGGCCAAAGGGAAGUUUUACACCCGAGGAGGUGGAGGUGGAAGCAGCGGAUGGGAUGGGCACGACAAGGAAAGGGACGAAGCGUGGGAGUAUCACGACAGGAGCAGAAAUGCCCACCAGGAUAAUUUCGCCGCAAGGGAGUACGACGGCAGGUAUAGGGAGAGGGGCUACGGUGAGAGGCACGAGUCGAGGCAUGGCGAUAGGGGGGACAGAACGGAUCGACCGUACGACAAAUACGAUGAAGACCGGCAGGAGUACGACCCCAAGAGGGGGAAGAGGAAGUACGAAGAGAGGAGGAACGGCCGAGUGAGCCCAGAAAGGGGAUAUGGGGGGAGAGGCGACUCGGAGCAUUAUGAGAAGUACGGCAGUAACAGAGCUGCGGGGGGAGCGGAUGACGGGGAGAGGGAAAACAGGAAGGGCUGGGCUAGCCAUCACGGUUACGGUAAAGAGGGGUACAGAGGUGGCUACAGAGAUAGCUACCGAGAUGGCUACCGAGAUGGCUACCGAGAUGACCACAGAGAUGACCACAGAGACAGCUACAGGGAUAGCUACCGAGAUGGCCACCGGAGAAACGAGCACAAGUCAUUUUCCAGAUACAGGGAGAGCGAAAGGAGGGGGUCGUACAAUAACAGCAGCGUGGAGGAUAGCCAGAGUGAGUAUGCGUCCGGGUCGGAUGACGGGAACGAUAAAUACUGUCCGUACGGCCAGAAGAAAUACAAAGUGGGGGAAAACUCAGAUGAGCAAGGGGAGUUCACAAGGGGGAGUUACUCCCGCGGGGGGUACCCCUAUGGAAGUCACACACACAGUGGAUACACCCGUGAGGGAUUCACAACGAGAAAAAUAAACAACGUAAAUGAUGUGCUGGAAAUGAAGAGCAACAUAGAAUUGUCCAGAUUUAUUUUUAUUUACAAAUUGGGAGAAAACAUAACAGAAGAAGAAAUUGAUGAAAUGAUGAGGAACACAGCCAUCAGUAAUGCAUUCUCUCUACCAGUCAACAUAUAUAUAAAUAGGCUGUCUUUCUUUUCUGUGAAGGAUGAACUGUUCGUAAGGGAGGGUCUCGAAUUUAUAAAAAAUAAUUCCUAUUUUAAUAAUAUCCAGUUGAGCAUAUUAAACACACAAAUGAAUAAUCAGAUUAACGACGACCGAUGCUGCAUCGUUGAGUUCCCAUCCAAUGAGGCAUCCGCAAAGUUGUUUUCCUUAUAUGAGAAGAAUAAGUGCUGUAUCGAAAUGGGUAAGAACACCUCGUAUAUAUUUCCCCUAUUCAAGCUGAAGAAAAAAGUGAAUAAAAUUGUGGAAGAUAAACAGGCGCAAAAGAAAUUCUAUGAUUGGUACUGCUCCUAUUGUAACUUUCUCAACUUCUCUCGUAGAACUGCUUGUUUUUUUUGCAAAGAAACGAAAAGUAGCGAUGCGAAAAUGGUGGAGAGCGAGACGAAGAUUCCUCCUAACGUGUUUAUGAAGAAUGGCGCCGUGAUGGGCACCGCUGCUGUUGCUGUUGCUCCCCAGGAGGGGGGACUCUACGGGGCGAAGGGUGUAUUUAGCGGCAUGCCCAACGUGGAGCAAGCGGCGUUUGUCCUCCCCGGCAGCAGCGCCUUCCUUGGGGCGAACGGCUUGCCGAAUUCGGAGGCCGACCUGAGUCAGCAGGAAGUCAACCCCGCAGUUGCAGCGGUAGCGGCAGUCGCAGGGGGGGCAGCAGUGGCAGGAUUGGCAGCAACCGCCGCUACCUCUGCAACCGCCGUCGGGGGAGCGUACCCGGUGAACGUGCCACCCCUGCUGCGAGGGGAAGAAAACGCGACGGACAAUUUCGAAACGUCCAUCAAGGAAAUCCUAGAGGAUGUCGAAAAAACCAACAUGCUGAUACUGAAAGAUAUAGAUGGGAGCAUCCCAAACAAAGACCUUUUAAAGUUCCUAAACGAAGUGUUCGAAAAUAGACACGUGAAUUAUCUCUACCUGUUUAAUGAUGUAAGGAGCUCAAAUAAAAGGAAGGGCUUCUGCUUCGUGGAAUUUGAGAUGCCCAGUUACGCAGAGCAAAUGAUGAGCGAGUUGGAAGGAAAUUUCUACAUCAAUUAUAAAAAUGAUUUUUUCAAAUUAGAUUAUGUGUACGAAAAGGGAAAGGAAUAUUUUUUCCAUUCCAUCAACUUGGCAAAACUGAAUAUAAAUAAAUCAGCUGCAACUGUGCUUAUGAAAAAUUAUAUUCCUCAUUUUAACUUCUUCGUUAGCUACAUGGAGACCGUAGUAAAUAUGAUGAGCAUAAAGAACUACACGUUCUUCCUCCUUUGGUCUUCCCAAGUGAUUAUACUUAAGAAGGAGAAACCCGCACUGAGUGAAUUUUUUUUUGAUUACAACACCCAUUAUUAUUACCACCCGGUUUUUCAGAUUUAUUUUGACAAUAAUACGAAUUUUUAUAUGUCCCUUUCUAAGGGGUACUACAUUUGGAAUGACAAAAUUAAGUGCCUCGUGAGGAUGUACAUGGGGAAUGAGCAGCAGGUAGGCGCCGACCAGGGCGCGGGUGAUGAGAAGGCACUGGGGAUCAACACAUCCGCCACGUUGGGCACUUCAGACCAGGAGGAGCAGCAUCGGGAGGGAAGCAAGGAGGACACUCCCAGGGGACAUCCCCUCCAGGCAGUGGAUAGCGGCGAGCUGACCGCGCAGGAGAAUGAUCCCACCGCUGGGGCAGGCGGCUUGGCAAGUAGGAUGGGUAGUGGCGUGCCUAAUAGCGCGGCCGACAAUCGCGGUGGUAACGAACCCAUGGGCACUGCAAACCCCACCACCACCGCUUACCCCAGCGGUGGGGGGAAGGUGGCCGAUCCAAAUUUGCCCCCUAAUGAAGAGACCCCCAAAAAUACAGCCCUAGACAAAAUAUCCAGCCUAGUGGAAAGAGCCAAGAUGAUAGCCCUGGCCUCCAAAAAGAACAUCGAGCAAAUGAACAUGAACGAAGCGAGCUCAACCAAUGUAGAAAAAAAAAGCAAAGAAAUAAUUAAGAAGCAUUUCGCUACCGACUCGGCUGAUGAGGAUAACGACGACCUUUCGGACAAGGAAGAGUUGCAAAAAAAAGGACACCACAGCAGCAAUGCGUAUAGCAAGGGUAGCCAACUGAAUAAGGGGCCCAGUAGAAUCACCAGCACAGCGAUGGAAGGAAGCGGUAGUUACCAUAAAGGUUCAUACAAGACGAAGAACUCCCUAAUUGAGAGCCUCGCCAAAGUACAGAAUAGGGGGCAGUGGGCUGGCGCCACGAAGGAGCACAAUAACAAUGCGAGCAGUUUGAGUGAACCCAAUAGAGUACCCAAUUUGGAGGCAGUCAAAGGAGAAGGGACAAACGAGCACUCCUCCAACAGUGGCAACGAUUUGAACAUCUGUUUUAUUUGCCUGCGGAAGUUUGCAAAUGCACAUCUUUUGCAGAAGCAUGUCGAUAUGUCCUCCCUGCAUAAGAGGAACUUCCAGCUGGCGAUGGACGUUGUGAGUGCUGGUUAG
This is a messenger RNA of Plasmodium vivax (malaria parasite P. vivax), 3531 nucleotides long. RefSeq lists its product as hypothetical. The transcript has a single exon. The coding region runs from base 1 to 3531 and encodes 1176 amino acids. Gene Ontology annotation, molecular function: RNA binding. NCBI's taxonomy places the organism in Eukaryota, Apicomplexa, Aconoidasida, Haemosporida, Plasmodiidae. The record is from RefSeq and is a predicted model, not a curated record.